AUGGCCGCCAGGACUUCUCAACAAUCGUACGCUGCCUUCUUCGAAGACUUUGAUGAGGAUGCCAACGUUACCAUACCAGAGACUCGCACCGUUGCCAACGUUGCCGCCAAAAGGUCGAAGGCUGAUCCUCAACAGUCAGGCACUAGUACGGACGGUGCGAGCGACUCUGGAUACUCCAGUCGAACGGCAGCCACUGUUGGCAGUGCUGAUUCACUACCCACUGGAAAGAGAAGCCCUCCUUUCGUCCAGUUGGACGCUGUCAUCGCCAAUCGGGAUAUCGAACGCGUGAGAGGCCGUCCCGACGAUAGAGAAAGGGAGAAAUCAAAAUCUAAGGGGAAGGACAGGCAGUCAAAAGAAACAAACUCCUCUACUUCCAACGGAACUACUAGUACAAUUCACGUUCCCAAUAUGCGGAGAAGUUCCAGCAGACCUGCUCCCAAGCGGUCCUCGUCUAAGGCAAGAAAGUGGGAAUCUACCCAUGGACGCCAUGCUCCCGACACCUGCCCAGAUUGUGACCAGUAUGGAUACCACAACGUCUCUAUGGGAGCCCAUCCACUUCCCGACCCUCACCCCGUGGAUUACGGUUCCUACAUGCAUCCCCAAUCUCACGGUUAUGACAUCCCCCCAUCUCCGCAUCCUCAAUCAUACCAUUACCCACCCGUUGCUACUCAGGAAAUUGUAUCAUCCCGUCGCGAUCGUUCGAAUUCCUAUCACCAGAGUCGGCCCAUGAGCUACCACGCAGGGGCCAUGCCAGACAUGAAUAUGUACAUGCAUAUGACUCCUUCAACACCUGCUUACGAACAACAACAUGGGCCCCCGAUCUCUGCCUCUGCAUACGCCCACUACAUGGCUCCUUAUAAUAUGCCCAAUGGCCCUGUUGCCCCUCCCCACCCUUCUCAUAUGUCAUAUGAAUCCGCCCCGCCACCUCCUUUCGAACGGCCUCGAGCAGCAUCCACCUCGCGAUCGCCCGAAAAACCGACUGGGAGAAGAGGUUCAAUGUACGGGACCCCAGUGGUGGAAUACCCGUCCUCACCGGGCUCUGCAUCGCAGCGAUGGAUUGCAGCGACAGCCUUCCUCACGGGAAGUUCGUGUUUUCCGAUUUUUACCGCAUGCCUCCCCCCCCACUCCCCAAAGGCAAACCCCCGUCUCAGGUCAUCAUUCCCCCUCGUCGACCAUCUGCCCGCAAAGCGUCCACUUCAACAUCCACUCCGACCAUGUCACGACGCCCAGAAGGCAUCGAUAUGGAUGACCUUCGUGCAGCCCUUCCUCCAACCCGAGUCGGCCGGAAAAUGUCCAGAGAAGCCGUCCUGUCCGAGCGACGACCCAGCGCGCCUGGGAAAGCAGGCAUCAGAACCUCCUCCUACCACGAUCCUGGGCGAGCGGCCCGCAUCUCGAUUGAGAACAGCCCGUCGCCGCCGCUCAUCAGUCUAUGGCGUCGAACAGACCAAGGACCUCGACCAAAAACAGCGCGAGGCAGAGGAGUACCAGUCCGCUCGCACAUCACGCGCCACCCCGCUCACACUGGACAGUCUUGUGAAGUGUCGUCGCAGCCACCGCGCUGACAGCGAUAGCGGCAGCCUGCGCACGCGCACAGACAGCAGCCGCGGCAGCGACGCCAAAACCAAGAGCGCCAUCAGCCGCCCCGAAGACGACGAGAUCACGGUGAUGAUUGGCGGAUUGCGCAUCGGCGUGUCCAAGGACCAUAUCGAUCGCCAGGUUAUCAAUCUGAGGUCCGGCGAGGAAGGGUCUCUGGAGCUUAAUAUCGAAGGAAGGAGGCCGAAGCGGUACUUCCUCUCGCGCUCGGAGUCGCUCAGUGGUACCGGUGGCGGUGCUGUGCGGAGGGAGAUCGAGGAGAGUCGCCGCCUGCGCCACGAUUCGUCCUCUGAUCGCGCGAGUAGGCGCUCCAGUCGCUCUGGGUAUAGUGGAAGAGGACUUCUGGAGUCGUGA
Messenger RNA from Histoplasma mississippiense, 1947 nucleotides. RefSeq lists its product with no specific name. The record is from RefSeq and is a predicted model, not a curated record. Lineage: Eukaryota; Fungi; Ascomycota; Eurotiomycetes; Onygenales; Ajellomycetaceae. The transcript is spliced from 2 exons. The coding region runs from base 1 to 1947 and encodes 648 amino acids.